AUGCAACUCUCGAGCUCGGUCAUCCUACUGUCUCUUCUUUUCCCCUCCUUCUCACAAGCUAUGCUUCAAGCGGGUCAGAGUGGCUACUAUUGUGGCAAGAGUGUUCUCUUUUCAUCAGCGAAUCUCGAAUCAAAGAAGCGUGCUCUAAAUCAAGUGAGCAUGAGUAGUCCAAAAAACGCAUGUACUCAAGACCGUUGUGUGGUCAAGGUAACGGGAAAUACACCAAAGCUCACACCUGUUAACAAACAAAUGAGCGAAGUCCUGGAUGUCGGGACAACUUAUAUGAAACCUUUAAAGGCAAUUGGAGGAACCCAGUCAGUAGAUAUGGUCUAUUAUCUGGCCAUCACAUGUGCAAUAAAUAUAUGCCAUAGAUAUCAAAUUAUUCAAAAAUCCAUGGAUGGGUCGAGGGCAAGGGUAUGCACCCCAUCGAUGGAAAGUCAGAGAAGCUUCCGCACUGUGCCUCGUGCCAUUGACUGA
This is a messenger RNA of Blumeria graminis f. sp. triticale, 477 nucleotides long. The record is from the annotation of a GenBank genome assembly. Lineage: Eukaryota; Fungi; Ascomycota; Leotiomycetes; Helotiales; Erysiphaceae.